Sclerotinia sclerotiorum 1980 UF-70 is the source of this 411-nucleotide messenger RNA. RefSeq lists its product as hypothetical. The record is from RefSeq and is a predicted model, not a curated record. NCBI's taxonomy places the organism in Eukaryota, Fungi, Ascomycota, Leotiomycetes, Helotiales, Sclerotiniaceae. The transcript has a single exon. Bases 1 to 411 code for a protein of 136 amino acids.
AUGAAAGCUGGUUUUCGAGGAGCAGGUCUAAUAUCAUUCGAUCCUCAAUCUAUACUCUCAAAACUAGAUAUUAGAAUUCGUACUUCUACUCCUUCAUCUACCUCCUUGGAACUUACCAACUCCUGGAUCUCUCAAACCCCUCAUAAUCUAAUUGAGGCUCUCUUACAAUCAACUCUAGUAAAAGCUCGAAUGGCUCGUCAUCAAUCAAGCUCUCCUACACCUAUAUUUGAGACUGUGCAAGCUUUAGCUAAAGGUACAGAGAGACUGGCACAUGAAGUUACACUUUUGAGUGCUGAGAAUCGUAUGCUUCGAAGAGCAAAUGAGGCAUUAAGUAAACGUCGAUGCGCCAAAAAAAUUCAACUACUGUUGACCUCUUGGGAUCUUGGCAGCAUAUGCAUAUAUAUUGCAUGA